UAUAGAGCCUCUUCCCUCCCUUCCUCUUUAAUUUGCUUUUACUCUCUCUCUCUCUCUCUCUCUCUCUAUAUAUAUAUAUAUAUAUAUAUAUAUAUAUAUAUAUAUAUAUAUCAAAUACUCUGUUCUGUCUUCUCUUCUUCCCCUGUUCAAACCUCUUCUUUAGUUCUCCAUUUAUUUUUGUGCUAAAAAAAGAACCAAGGAAAUGGGUGCUCUCGAUUUCCUUUCAGAUUACUUCUCAGUUUCCACCCCAAAAAAGAAACGCAAACCAAUGCAGACAGUUGAAAUCAAGGUGAAAAUGGACUGUGAUGGCUGUGAAAGAAGAGUUCGGAAUUCUGUUUCCAACAUGUCAGGUGUGAAACAAGUAGAGGUGAAUAGAAAGCAAAGCAAGGUAACAGUGACAGGUUACGUGGAUAGAAACAAGGUCCUAAAGAAAGUGCAAAGCACAGGAAAAAGAGCUGAGUUUUGGCCAUAUAUUCAGUACAAUUUGGUGGCAUAUCCCUAUGUAGUUCAGGCAUAUGACAAGAAGGCACCAUCAGGGUAUGUGAAAAACACUGAACAAGCACUCCCCAACCCUAACGCACCGGAUGAGAAGCUCACCUCCCUCUUCAGUGAUGACAACCCUAAUGCAUGUUCAAUAAUGUAGAGCAAUUUUAGUUAUGUAUGUACAAGAAGGGCUACACCUUGCAAGUUCAUAUGCUUCACUUUUCCAUGUGUGCAUGUAUAGUUUCUUGGAGGCUAUUUUUUAACUUCUUGUUAUCUGUAUUGUCUUUGUUUAAUGACUAGGAAUUAGGUUCUGCUUAAGUUAGAAUAGAACUUGGAGGAAUAGGUGGAAAUUCUGUUUGCGGCAUAUGGCAAUCGUUGUGAUAGUUGUGUACUUGUGUUUAAAUUUUAAUCACUGCUGUUGUACUUUCAUGAUCAUCUUGUUCAAAGCUUUUUUAAAAUAAAUAUUAUUUCUAAGUA
Messenger RNA from Glycine soja, 960 nucleotides. RefSeq names its product heavy metal-associated isoprenylated plant protein 20-like. NCBI's taxonomy places the organism in Eukaryota, Viridiplantae, Streptophyta, Magnoliopsida, Fabales, Fabaceae. Bases 203 to 643 code for a protein of 146 amino acids. Gene Ontology annotation, molecular function: metal ion binding. The record is from RefSeq and is a predicted model, not a curated record. The transcript has 3 exons.